AGCCGCAGCCGAGCCAUGCUGCACCUUAGCGAGUUUUCUGGCCCCGACGCGCUCCUGGUAAAGUCCACCGAGGGCUGUUGCUCUGAACCCAGUACCGAACUGACCCGGCUGCCCGCCAGGGACCCACCCGCAGCCGCCGGCUAUCCCGGAGCAGGUGACUUCUUGAGCUGGGCCUUGAGCAGCUGCGGCGCCGGGGGGGACUUAGCCGACUCCUGCUUCCUGGAGGGGCCUGCGCCCACACCUCCUCCCGGCCUCAGCUACAGUGGUAGCUUCUUCAUCCAGGCAGUACCUGAACACCCGCACGAUCCGGAGGCACUCUUCAACCUCAUGUCGGGCAUCCUAGGCCUGGCACCUUUCCCGGGCGCUGAGGCGGCAGCAUCCCGGUCUCCUCUGGACGCCUCUUUUCCCGCAGGCUCCGACGCCUUGCUGCCGGGUCCGCCAGACCUUUUCUCCCCGGAUCUGGGCGCUACCGUCUUCCCAGAGGCGUUCUGGGAGGCCUCACCCUCGGCGGGCGCCCCCCCACAGUGCCUGUAUGAGCCUCAUCUCUCCCCACCCGACGUUAAGCCCGGCCUCCGGGCUCCUCCGGCUUCUCCUGCGCUGGACACUGCCUCGGCCUUCAAAGGUCCCUACGCUCCAUGGGAGCUGCUCUCAGCCGGGGCUCCAGGAAGCUGUGGGUCACAGGGAGGCUACCAGGGCGCCCCGGAGGCCCGUUUCCCCCCGAUGGGGGCCAAGAUUGAAGACCUGCUGUCCAUCAGCUGCCCCGCGGAGCUGCCGGCUGGCCCCUCCAGCAGACUGUACACCACGGGGGCCUACGAUGCUUUCCCGCUGGCCCCGGGUGACUUAGGGGAGGGAACCGAGAGCCUCCCGGGGCUCCUGACCCCUACUAGUGGGGAGGGAGGGAGUAGCGGCGAAGGCGGAGAGUUUCUAGAUGGUACGCAGCCUGAGCUUUCCCCGCUGGGCCUCCGCAGCGCCGGGGCGGACUUCCCGAAACCUCUGGUGGCGGACCUCCCCGGGAGCAGUGGCGUGCCUGAGCCUGCAGGACCGCCGCCGGUCCCAUUUCCCCCAGCCAAGGCGCGGCGCAAGGGGCGCCGGGGCGGCAAGUGCAGCGCACGCUGCUUCUGCCCUCGGCCGCACGCCAAGGCAUUUGCUUGCCCGGUGGAGAGCUGUGUGCGCAGCUUUGCGCGCUCUGACGAGCUCAACCGCCACCUGCGCAUCCACACGGGCCACAAGCCAUUCCAGUGCCGCAUCUGCCUCCGCAACUUCAGCCGCAGCGACCACCUUACCACACACGUGCGCACCCACACAGGCGAGAAGCCCUUUGCCUGCGACGUGUGCGGCCGCCGCUUCGCGCGCAGCGAUGAGAAGAAACGGCACAGCAAGGUGCACCUCAAGCAGAAGGCGCGCGCCGAGGAGCGGCUCAAGGGCCUUGGCUUUUAUUCGUUGGGCCUCUCCUUCGCUGCGCUGUGA
This is a messenger RNA of Eubalaena glacialis (North Atlantic right whale), 1467 nucleotides long. RefSeq names its product early growth response 4 (gene EGR4). The record is from RefSeq and is a predicted model, not a curated record. Bases 16 to 1467 code for a protein of 483 amino acids. Lineage: Eukaryota; Metazoa; Chordata; Mammalia; Artiodactyla; Balaenidae. The transcript has 2 exons. Gene Ontology annotation, biological process: regulation of transcription by RNA polymerase II. Gene Ontology annotation, molecular function: DNA-binding transcription factor activity, RNA polymerase II-specific; RNA polymerase II cis-regulatory region sequence-specific DNA binding.